ACUCUCGUUAAAAAAUCGUUUAAAACAACUGUGUCAGAGGGUUGCCCUUCAACGUAGUUUUCGAGGUAGCGUAACCGGUUAAUCUUCGUUGUCGAGUUCAUUCAUUUCAUGUGCGCUGUUGCAACUAGCCAGUAAAUACACAACGUUAAUUGAAGAAAUAUAUAGAUUUACCUGUGACACUAUGGCUGCUAAGCUAUUGCCUGUUCUAAAGUUGGCCACUAAGGUGACAAUUGCAGGAGGUGCUUUGUAUGUUACCUAUGAUUCUGGACUAUUAGGGGGAAGUGAGCAGGGCUCAGAGGUCCUUGGAAAAGCUAAAGCUGCUAUUCCCCCUGCAGUGGAUGAGUGGGUGAAGUAUUUUGGCUUUGAGCUUCCAGCCGUCCCAAAAAUGGGAUUCUCCCCUGUCGAAGCGUGGAACUCGGGGGUGCAGUCAUCCAUAUCUGCUCUCUCAUCGGGCCCUACAGCAUUAGGUGGCUACACCAACCAAGGCUUGCAGUACCUGAAAGACCUCACCAAAUGAAAAGUGACAUCCAGCAACUAGCAGACAUUUAAAUAACCUAAUUUCUGUUUUGGAUUGGUCCCUAUGCAAUCACAACCAAAUCCUCAGGAGUAAUAUGACUGGUGCAAAUACAUACAGCCCUCCUGUAAAAGUCGCUUGCUUUGAAUGCAUAGCACAUCAACUAUAAAAUGCAGUGGUACAGUAAAAUCAGUGGAAUUAGGCCAUGGCCAUUGUUGAUUUGUGGAAUGUGUAGUUGCUGAUAAUGCCAGAACUCAAUAUUUGCAUUCUAUUGGGAUGACAGUAAUUUGUCAACACAAGUAGAAUACAUUGCUUUAUGCUACUUUGUGAGUAAAAAAAAAGACUGAAUCUGGAUACCACAGCAAGACCUGCACCCAAAAGAAAUUACAACUGAUUGACAUGUAGUGUUAUGUCUUGUGUGCACAUUGUUAAUUGUACAAUUUAUUUUUCUCAAGACUGAUAUAUUUGGCAUGUUCUGACAUUGACCUGAUUCCAUAUGUAUCCCAUCCAACACAUUUUAUACAGACUUUUUCUGUAUGUGUAUAUAUUUCACUAUUUAAGAGUGUAAAAUAAACCUAAACAUGUCAGAUAUGA
This is a messenger RNA of Salmo salar (Atlantic salmon), 1108 nucleotides long. Its product is annotated as MICOS complex subunit MIC13. The record is from RefSeq and is a predicted model, not a curated record. Gene Ontology annotation, cellular component: mitochondrial crista junction; MICOS complex. Lineage: Eukaryota; Metazoa; Chordata; Actinopteri; Salmoniformes; Salmonidae. Gene Ontology annotation, biological process: cristae formation.